AUGAAUCACGAGAGCGACGACGACGCUGCGGUAUCGACGCAUCCCGAAAAGAUCACUGCGAGUGCGGGUGCCGAUGCCGGUGCCGUCAAAACGGAUCGCGUCAACCAGGCGAAGCAGGAUGACAUCCGUGCUGCCUGCGUCGAUGUGGAUAUCCCGGAGCUUCAGCGCCUCGCAGAGUCGCCGGGCGGUUUCCUGACAGACGGUCUGCGCCGGCUCGCCUGGCCGAUACUGCUAGGCCUACCUGUGCUAAGCACAAACGACGAGCCGCUCUCCGCGUCCGAGCAUGGCGAUGAUACUCACGAUGAUAACGAUUAUGGCGGCUGGAAGGAGCUACCACGCCACCGCGAGGAGGAUCAGGUGCAGCUGGAUGUAAACCGCUCUUUUGUCUACUACCCUACGAACCUCUCCGAGAGCGCCCUCUCGCGGCGCCGUGCGCAGCUUUCCGCGCUCAUCUGCUCCGUACUCCGCGCACAUCCCUACCUGUGCUACUUUCAAGGCUACCACGACAUAUGUCAAGUGCUGCUUCUCGUCCUGCGGCCGACCACCACGGCUACAGAGUGCCUCGCGCGCCUCUCGCUGCUGCGGAUCCGCGACUUCAUGCUGCCCAACCUCGGGCCCACGACCGCGCAACUGCGUCUUCUCCCUGACCUCCUCGAGCGCGUUGCCGACCCGGCCCUCCGACGGCACCGCAUCGCCGCCCUCGACCCCUUUUACGCGCUCGCCGGCACCCUCACCAUGUACUCGCACAACAUCGAGGGCUACCGUGACAUUGCGCGCCUCUUUGACGCGCUGCUCGCCCGCGAACCCGUCUUUAGCGUGUAUCUCUUUGCCCAGAUCAUCCUUGACCGCCGCGACGAGCUCCUCGCCGUCGCCGCCGAUGAUGAAGAUGGCUGUUCUGACAUGCUGCACGUCGUGCUGGCGCGCGUGCCCGCAGAGAUGGACAUUGACGGGCUUGUACGCCGCGCUGCCGCGGUGUUUAAGCAGCACCCCCCGGAGACGCUGCCGGCGUGGCGCCGCAUCUCGCCCGCCAGCGCGCUCAAGACGGCGCGUGACCACCCGCGGCGCGCGGCGGCGCAGAGCCUCGCGGACGGCGAGGCCUUCUUCGACAGGCAGGCCCGUGAACUGCGCUGGCUGGACCGACGCAACGCGCUUCUCAAAGUCGCCUGGGCCUACCGACGCCCGGCCAGGGCGGUCGGCGUAGCCGUGGCCGUGGGCCUCGUCGCCUUUUACAUGCGUCGCAACCCAGCUCUCAUAAACCAUGUCUUGUCUUUUCUCGCUAGGUGA
Molecule: messenger RNA, 1284 nt
Organism: Cordyceps fumosorosea ARSEF 2679
Lineage: Eukaryota; Fungi; Ascomycota; Sordariomycetes; Hypocreales; Cordycipitaceae
Product: RabGAP/TBC
Exons: 2
Coding region: 1-1284 (427 amino acids)
Biological process (GO): endoplasmic reticulum to Golgi vesicle-mediated transport; positive regulation of GTPase activity
Cellular component (GO): endoplasmic reticulum membrane
Molecular function (GO): GTPase activator activity
Source: RefSeq, a predicted model, not a curated record